CGGCAACUUUCAAACGUAACCAUGGAAGGUAGUUCUGAAAUAAGGAAAAAGUCUCGGGAAUCUAAAGUGUGUUCGAGAUGUGGGAAAUCAGUUAUAAAUUUAUCUCGUCAUCAGAAGGAUGUACAUAAAGUGAAUAAGAUUUUUCGUCAGGUAGAUGUAUAUAUAAAUGGAAACAAGAAAGCGCCUAAUAGGAAGAUAAAGUUUUGUCCGUUAUCUCCAUGCAAGCAUUCAAAGAAAGGUGUCUUUCAACUUCAUCAUCAUUUACAGUCAAAUAUCCACAAGCUUAAUCCCAACUCAAACCAAUACUUAGAUGCGCUUAAAUCUGCUCCGAGAAUUGGGCUUCAAGAGCUACGAGAUCACAUUGCCAAGAGAAAGAAAUCCAAAGCAAAGAGCGCCACAACUAAAGAUGGUCCUAAAAAGAGAAAAAUCGAAUCAAAAUCACCUGUACGUGGAAAGGCCGCAAAAAGGGUGAAAUUUUACAAGGGUGACAAGGAAAAUGAGUAUAGUUUGGUGAAUAGAAUCGAAGCUGAGGAAGAAAUUGAAAAUGACUCGGAUGAUCAAUUAUUAGAAAAUCCUGAAGGAGAAGCAACUAUCAGCAGAAACGUGAGUAACCCUGGGCACCUCGCACCGACCUCCUCCAAUAGUAAUGCAGAGGAGCGCAAACUACAUAAUGAAGAAAGUUGUGAAUCAAAGGUAAGAGAGACGUACAAUGAUGAUGACAGCAAAUUAGAGUAUGAUCAGCAAGUUGAUAAAGUGGAACACAAGCUACAUAAUGAAGAAAGUGGAGAUUCAGGCAAUGAUCAUGACAGUAAUUUGGAGUAUGAAAAAGUAAUGGAUCAAAUGGAAUCAAAGGUAGGUGAUACACAUGAUGACCAUGACAGCGAUUUGGAGUAUGAUCAACUUGUGGAUAACGUGUGGAAAAGAAAUGAAGAGUGCAAGAAGCGAAGCUUUAAACAGUUAGUGUCUAUGAUGUCCUCCCAGUGUGAAAGCGAUGCCGAGCUAUCUGAAGAGUUAAACAACCGCAAAAAUGCUGACCAAGUAAUCCAACCACCUCAACCACCAGUGACGGCUGGUAAUACCAAAUCUAGUGAAAUAGUUAUAUGCGACAGUGAAGAAGAGGAAAUUUUAGACCCAAACUAUCACCCUUCCCUGGACUCCGAAUCAGAGUGUAGCACUGGAAGCUUGUCAGAUAACUGCUCGUUGCAAGAAAGGGAUGACAUUUUAACUGAUUUCGUGGAAAACGUAGAUAAUCUCGAUUUUCUUCGUGUGGAACCAGAAUGGAAGAGCGUGGUUGAUGUUGUUUUUGAAAGAAAAAAGAACGCUGGUAAUACUGACUCCCAAAGCAAUCUUUCACAAGGUAAAGUGCCUAAGGAAGUUAUGAAUGAUGAUGAAUCAUCAGUAUACGAUAGCGAUGAUGAUGAUAAUGACGACUGUCUUGAAGAGAUGGAAGAUGAUGUCAGUUUUGAAGACAAUGAUAGUAGUGAUGACAGCCCACUGCUUAACGAGUUUCAUUCCUGGUUGAUAGACGUAGACGGGGGUUAUCGCUGCGCAAAAGUGGCUGGUCAGUACAAGUCACAGGUAAAACGCAUCAUGAAAGUUCUUUCAGAAGAUUUCCCUCAAGCAGCAAAUGAAAUAGAUCUUGUUACUGUCGAGGGGCAUGACGGAGUGGUAAUGUUGAGGAAGUGGUUGGGUCAACUAUCUGAGGAGUAUCAACCUGGAACCAUUAGAUCAUACCUAAUGAGCCUUAGGCUAUUCCUUAAAUUCCUUGUGCAAGAAGAGAAAGGGCAAGAUAGAUUAGACACACUUCAUGCAAGGAGAGAUCUUUUAACUUCGUGGUCAUCUGCUCAAAGAAAGAAGGUGCUGAAAAGGAAAUUAGAGAAACAUGACAUGGACUUUGCAAAACUCCUUUCUAGCGAAGAUCUAUAUAAAGUGUCAAAUGGCCUGUGCUGGUCAACGAUCAGACCUUUUGCGAAGUAA
Molecule: messenger RNA, 1977 nt
Organism: Pocillopora verrucosa
Lineage: Eukaryota; Metazoa; Cnidaria; Anthozoa; Scleractinia; Pocilloporidae
Source: RefSeq, a predicted model, not a curated record